Molecule: messenger RNA, 561 nt
Organism: Aspergillus puulaauensis
Lineage: Eukaryota; Fungi; Ascomycota; Eurotiomycetes; Eurotiales; Aspergillaceae
Exons: 2
Coding region: 1-561 (186 amino acids)
Source: RefSeq, a predicted model, not a curated record
AUGUCUCUCAAGCGCAAGGCCUCGUUCCCAAGCAUUGCAUCUCCGCAAUCUGCUCAGGGCUUCAUCAGCCUGCCUUCUAUGGAUGACAGCCCCAGGCAUCUCCAUUGCCGCACAAGGAAGCGCGUGAGAAAUGAUCGCCCUGACGACCAAAUCGUAUAUCAAAACACUCUUCGCUUGUUGUUCACAGCCCAGCAGCAGGUCCAGCAGGCUCCUACCCCACCGGCAAACCAAGAUGAGGACAUGGAAACAGACACCCCAACCCCUACCGUCGACUGCCGUCAACAGACAUUACUUCAAUUCUUUCGUCCUUCCCAGCCUUCUCGCCAGCCUUGUUCUUCCACGCCAAUAAGCCAAUUCUCGAGCGAAGUCUUGCAAGGUGGGAACGUCUUCCCGCAAGGCCACGGCUUUGGCGGCGCCUCGCCACCCACUUCCAAUUAUGGCGACGCGAUGACGCUUGCUCCUCAACCCGUUGACCGAGACAUGGACAUCGAUAUGGAUACGGGAAGUAACGAGUCAAGUCCCGCGCCCAGGCAGUGGACAGGGCUCGUUGGAUGGAUAUGA